Molecule: messenger RNA, 1856 nt
Organism: Diprion similis
Lineage: Eukaryota; Metazoa; Arthropoda; Insecta; Hymenoptera; Diprionidae
Product: probable cytochrome P450 49a1
Exons: 12
Coding region: 208-1803 (531 amino acids)
Molecular function (GO): iron ion binding; monooxygenase activity; oxidoreductase activity, acting on paired donors, with incorporation or reduction of molecular oxygen
Source: RefSeq, a predicted model, not a curated record
UAGGCAAUUGGAUAUUCCACGAGCGGCGCUCGAUCGCAUGCGGAAUAUCUCCUGGCAGUGUAUCGCCGGACAGCGACGACGAUAGUGCAUUGCCAGGAGCUGGUAAGAUCGAACUCAUACUGCACGCAAAUUAACAGCGUACUUUUUUAAAAGAGUGCAGUCUACCGAGCAACUUGGUGAAAAGUGGUAAUGAACUUUUGAUCAACCAUGAAGAAGAUUUUACGAUCUGUAAAAGUUGGUGCCCAGGGUCAGAAUCGAACCAUCAUCAGAACACUUGGAAACGCUUAUCCUGCGGCAACACCCAACGAAAAUGCCACGACGCCUAAACCGAUUUCGUGGGAAGAAGCGAAACCCUUCAAUGAAAUGCCUGGGCCAAAACCACUUCCGGUAAUCGGAAAUAUUCACAGAUUCUUACCCCUUAUCGGCGAAUAUUACGAGAAAGAUAAAAAAGAUAACAGUAUCUUUAUGCGGAAGAUCAACGAAACAUUUGGCAAAGUGGUACGAGUAGCUGGUCUACCUGCAUUACCGGAAUCCGUUUUCGUUUACGAUCCUGACGAGGCCGAAAAGGUAUAUAGAAACGCUGGUCAAUGGCCGAUGAGGGAUGAAAUAAAAACUCUCAGCCGCUACCGAAGGGUGAUACGGAAAGAGGUCUACGACGAGGCAUACGGUCUCUUAAUUACGCAGGGAGAGGAAUGGUGGAAAUUUCGAAGCAUCGUCAACAAAGUCCUGAUGCGACCCCAAAUUACCAAACUCUACAUCGACGCCAUAGACAAGAUUGCCGAAGACUUUGUAAGAAGAAUCCGACUAAUUCGAGAGGAAAAUUUCGAGAUGCCAGAAAACUUUACCAACGAAUUGAACAGAUGGGCUCUAGAGUCAAUCGGGGUUGUUGCCCUGGACACAAGGUUCGGAUGCCUAGAAGGAGAUCUUUCCGAGGAUUCCGAGGCGCAACGUUUGAUACAGACGGUGCUGGCAUGGUUCGAGCUGUGGUACCAGCUGGAAGCACAGCCGUCGCUUCACCACUGGGUGAACACAAAGAACUGGAAGCAAUUCAUCUCGACAAUGGAUUAUUUCAAUGAGACCGCGAUGAAAUACGUCAACGAAGCUGUAGAGAGGAUAAAAAAGCACCCGAAAAGCGACGAGGAAGACAAGAGCGUCCUCGAGAGGCUGAUCGCCGUCGAUAAGAAAGUUGCCUGUGUCAUGGCUCUGGACAUGCUCCAGGCGGGUAUCGAUACCACUUCCCAAACUGCAGCGGUGUGUCUUUACUACUUGGCUAAAAAUCCUGACAAGCAGGAUAUCCUGCGACAAGAGUUGAGAGAGUAUGCACCAAAUGGAAGAAUUACCGCGGAAAACAACGAGAAAAUGGCGUACUUGAAGGCUUGCAUGAGAGAGUCUGCAAGAUUAUCACCAAUAGCGUACGCGAAUCAACGACUUUUGCCCAACGACGUAGUCAUUGGUGGUUAUCAGGUGCCAAAAAGGACUCCAGUUAUUCUCUGUCACAUGGCGAUGGCAACAAACCCUGAAAUAUUUCCUGAGCCAAUGAAAUAUAUUCCCGAAAGAUGGCUGAGAUCAAGUCCGCAUUUCAAUAACGCCCACAAGUUUGCGAUGAUGCCAUUUGGCCAUGGAUCACGUAUGUGCAUCGGUAAAAGAUUUGCGGAAAUGGAAGUUGAGGCUCUUGUUACAAAGGUGAUAACGAACUUCAAUUUGUCCUGGCAUCACAAAGACAUGGAAUUCACUAGCAAAAUAAUUAACGUGCCCAGAAGUCCGCUGAGGUUCAAGAUGACCGAUGUUCAAGUAAAAAUUUAACCAUAAUCGGUGCUGCAUUAUUUUAAAUAACAUACGUUUAUACAAGAUUACUU